Hydractinia symbiolongicarpus is the source of this 2367-nucleotide messenger RNA. RefSeq names its product sulfide:quinone oxidoreductase, mitochondrial-like. The record is from RefSeq and is a predicted model, not a curated record. The transcript has 9 exons. Gene Ontology annotation, cellular component: mitochondrion. The coding region runs from base 382 to 1752 and encodes 456 amino acids. Lineage: Eukaryota; Metazoa; Cnidaria; Hydrozoa; Anthoathecata; Hydractiniidae. Gene Ontology annotation, molecular function: FAD binding; sulfide:quinone oxidoreductase activity.
GUUUCGUCUUGAUUUAGUUGUCUUUUUAGAGAGAGGAGAGUGAUUUAUUACUCAUGCUAAUAAGAAGCACUUUAAAUAGAGAAUUCUUUGUAGUUGUUUUUGACUGGUGAUUUUUUCUAGUUUUUAAUUAUAUUAAUUAUAUUUCUAUAUAGUAUUACUCGGGUGUUUUUUACUGGGAAACUAUAUUAAGCCUUAAAAAUUGACGGCUAAUCCUAACCCUACCCAUACCCUAACCCUGAAACUACAAUAAUGGCAUCAUUUGUGUGGAAGCGGCAAAAUUAUGCAAUCAUCCUUUAAUAGUGAAAGAGUAUGUAUUAUAAGUAAAAAUUCAUUCAAACGUCUUUAUUAAUAUGUUUUCUUUUAUCUUAUUGUAGUGAACAAAUGAUGGGUCUUGUCUCAAGAGCUGGUCUUGCAAAAAUACCUUGGUCAUCUUUUUGUGCAGUUGGAUCAACAUUUUCUUCCAAAGUUAUUCGAAAUUUAACAACACCAUCGAGUGAAAAAACAUCUGAUAGCAGCUCCUCAUACAAAUUUGUUGUUCUGGGUGGAGGUACUGGUGGAUUGAGUAUGGCAUCUUAUCUAUCACGGAAAUAUCCUCAUCAAGUUGCAGUGGUUGAGCCAGAGAAGUGGCAUUACUACCAAUCGAUGUGGACAUUGGUGGGUGCUGGUCUUAAAUCCAAGGAUCAAACUAUGAAAUCUAUGUCACAAGUCAUGCCACCCCAAGCAAAAUGGAUGCAAGAAAAAGUUUCAAACAUUAAUGCUGACGAAAAUUUUAUUGUUACAGAAUCAGGUCACAAAGUUAAAUAUGAUUUUCUAAUUGUGGCGCUUGGAUUGCAACUUCAUUUUGAAAAGAUUCCUGGCCUUGUUGAAGCACUUGACACACACCAUGUAUCAAGCAAUUACUCAAUCAAUACAGUGGGUGGUACGUUUAACAAGCUGCAGAAAUUUUCUGGUGGCAAUGCAUUGUUCACUGUUCCAACUACACCGGUAAAAUGUUUAGGUGCACCACAGAAGAUUAUGUAUUUAGCUGAAGAAAUAUUCACAGAGAAUGGAGUUCGGGAUAAUGCUAACAUAACAUUUAAAACUCCUGCUGGAACACUCUUUGGUGUUGAGAAGUACAGGAACUCGUUAUUGCAAGUUUGCAAGGACAGAAAUAUAAACAUUGAUCUGCACUGCAAUUUGAUUUCAAUUGACCCAGUCAACAGAAAGGCCAUAUUUGAGCAUGUCAAUGAUGAAAGUACACCGAAAAAAACAGAGACAGUAGAUUAUAACUUCAUGCAUGUGACUCCUCCAAUGGGCCCAGUGGAUGUUUUGAAGUCGUCUUCUAUUGUUGAUGCUACUGGAUUUGUUGAUGUUGAUCCAGAAACCCUUCAACAUGUCAAAUACUCCAACAUAUUUUCUAUUGGUGAUUGCUCGAAUUUAGCAGUGAGUAAAACGGCUGCUGCUGCUGCAUCACAAUCUGGUGUUCUUCGAAAAAAUAUAACGAGUGCUCUUAAUGGCAAGGAAUUGACUGCUAAGUACAAUGGCUAUACAUCGUGUCCUCUAGUGACGAGAUCAAAUAAAUGUAUUUUGGCUGAAUUUGAUUAUUCUGGAUUGCCACGAGAAACCUUUCCAAUUGAUCAAGGAAGGGAACAAGCGUCUAUGUAUUUUAUGAAGGCAAAUGUUAUGCCAGAAAUAUAUUGGAACUUCAUGUUGAAGGGAAAAUGGUCUGGACCUGAAAGGUUUCGCAGGCUCAUGCAUCUUGGAAUGGUUUAAAAGAAUAACAGUGUUUUUUAAAGUACAAACUUGUAGUGUGAAUGUAUUAAUUUUUAGUUUAACUGGUAGACUUAGAAUUAGUUGUAGUACAUAUAAUGUAUUUUUUAAGUUGUUUAUUUCCAUGUAGCAAAAAUAUCUCUCAAAUAACCUCUCCAAAGCUUUAAGUGAGAAAGUAAAAAAAUUAUCCUAAAUUUCUAACAAUUAUUCUCAAAAAUUAAAAAACUUUUUGUAUAUACAUUUCUUAUUCUUUUAUAUUCAUAGUAUGCGCAUUUAUGUUUGAAUAGUAUUUCGUCACUAUCUUAAUGUCAUUUGUAUAGUUUGCAUAAAUUUUUUGUUUUUUCUCAUAAAUAUACUUAUAAAUAUACAUUGUUUAUUUUGGUUGAACACCCAGUGUCGUAGCAGGCACCCAAAUUUUCUUUGGGAACCAAUCAAGUCAAAUCAUAAUUACUAUUGUAUGAGGACUCACAAUGGUUAGUGCAGAUGCCUAUCUUAAUUACCUACAAUGGCUGAAAACACAUUCUCUGCAUUUUUCUCAUCCAUAUUAAGUAUGAUUGAUAAACAAUCUUUAGAGACCACACAUCCCCUAGGUUGCUACUGCCUAGACACAUUUCUUGU